AGUUUUCUUUGGUGAUUAACUGAAUUACAGUCUCUGGCCACACAGACUCCUGCAGUACUUGAAGGAUCAGAGAUCGGAAAAGACAGACUUACACUUGGGACUCAUGGCUCAGUUCGGCUCAAAUCACAGGUUUGUGCCUGAUUCUUCCUACGAAGCGCUCAGACAGAAAGUGUGCGCUGUAUCCUCCGUUCAAGAAAGAAUUGCAGCCUUUGAGGGGAAUCUAUCAGGUGCUGCCAAUACAACCAGGAGUUUUCACACCCCUAUGCCUGUCUUUGAGAGAAGGUUCACCUCUUCUUUCACACAAAACAUGAAGUCAUCAACACUCAGAACUCAGUCAUUUAAAUCUACCAGAACGCAGACGGCCACAAACUUUUAUGGAUCCUCUUUUGUGCCUUCUCAUCUGAAAAAUGUUGGGAUGAAUACCACAGAGAAAGCAAAUGUUUCCAGCAAAACCAAUGUCUGUCUGGCUUCUGCCAAGCCAGCGUGGACUCAAUAUGGAAGACUGCAGUCUACCACAAUGCUGAAAACAGAAACCCAGAGAUCCUUUCUGAAAGAGCACCAGAGCACCAAACUGUCUUUCUCGGCACAGCAAAAUGUUGUUACCAGAGAGAAAAGUUGGGCUGUCAGUAAAGUGAGGGUGGAAAACACAAGUGUUACACCCGCCAAACCUCACUAUAUCAGAACACGUGGAAGCCAGAAUGAAGUCCAAAGGCAAAGCGCCAACUCCUCCGUCUUUAAGAAGAGGCUUCCUGAUGUGCUCUCUCUGGGAAAACCUCCUCCAAAGCCCAACAGGCCUCCAAGAGUUGACAUUCAGAGAUUUAGAAGGAAUAUAAAGUCUUUGAGCGAUGGACCAGGGAUGAAGGUGCCACGCCACGUUGCUCCUCCACCUAUCCCACCUCUACAUCCACGGCCAUCAUCCAACUAUGCAGCUGCUUUGAAAGUGAGUCAUCAAGUGAAUGACGAUGACUGUUAUGAUGAUGUCGGCACGAUGAAGCCUCCUGUGCCUCCCAGUAAAGGACAUCCUUCAAAGAAGGCAGAGGCAGACUUCAAUAAUGAGACAUGUGAAAAUCUGGAUGAUAGACGGACGGAAAAACCAGCAACAUUUAAAAAACGUGAGGAAAGAAGUCAUGGAAAAGGGGACACAAACUACGGCAAAGUCACGCAGGACAAACAGGCAGUUAACAGACCCUUUAACACGAACAACAAGCGGAAGACACUUAAAGGUGGAGCUGAUUUUAAAGGGGGAAAAUCAGACUCGUCGUUGAAUCAAGAUGACGACAUGAAGCGCGUCGAGACAAGACGUGAUGGUUUAAAUGAGGAGAAGGAGCCACGGUCUUACAACUCUGAUGCAGUGUCAGACGUCACUGAGGCACCAGCUGAGGUUUGCAGUGGGCUUGCUGUUCAAAACGAUUUGAAGAAUGAUGAAGAUUUGAAGAAUCCAGACACAAGAGUUCCUCCUCUGCCACAGGCACCCACGGAUGAAGAUGGCUUUUAUGAUAACGUCAGUUUCCAGAGUCCUCUGCUGCCUUACGAUGGGUUUGAUAUUUAUGAAGGCACCGAAGAAGGCUGCAUCUAUACAGACGUGAUGGCAUGAGGAGCCUGGAUCAGAAUCUUGGAUCAUUUCAGUGCCAUACAUCAGUAUCCAGUGUUUGUAAAUGGCUGAAUGAAUAAUCAGAGAGCUUCAUUGAUGAGGAACCAUAAAAACUUAUUAUUAAUAUAUGAUAUUGGUAAAAUAAAAUGUUGCAACCUACCACUGUUGGCAGUGAUGAGCUUUUGACCAGUAGUUAUUAGUACAAUGGUGACACGCUUUUACAAAUAUGAACAAAUCCUGCUUAACUUCAGUAUGCAUUGUUUGGCAGAUUAUCUGGAAUCAUCAGCCUUUGUUUAAGCAACUUGUUGAUACUUUAAAUAUGUUGAUCAAUGCCUCAGCAUGGUUUAUUCGUUCAUGAUGCACACAUUUACUGUCAGGAUUAUUGUGAAUUUUUUUCUUUUGAUCAACAAUAAAGAUCUAUUAAUUCA
Scatophagus argus is the source of this 2019-nucleotide messenger RNA. RefSeq names its product FYN-binding protein 1-like. Bases 104 to 1594 code for a protein of 496 amino acids. The record is from RefSeq and is a predicted model, not a curated record. NCBI's taxonomy places the organism in Eukaryota, Metazoa, Chordata, Actinopteri, Scatophagidae. The transcript has 15 exons.